Oppia nitens is the source of this 561-nucleotide messenger RNA. RefSeq lists its product as uncharacterized. The record is from RefSeq and is a predicted model, not a curated record. The coding region runs from base 74 to 550 and encodes 158 amino acids. Lineage: Eukaryota; Metazoa; Arthropoda; Arachnida; Sarcoptiformes; Oppiidae. The transcript has 2 exons.
CUCAAUCAACAAUAGAGAGGGCAUUGCAUUUGUGUGCUGUAGAAGCGCUUUAGUAAUAAAGAUUAUCAUUAUAAUGAACUUACAAUCGUCGGAAUCGAUUGAUCUGAAGAUCAGGACUUUGAGGGAACAGUUGUCCAAUAAGUUGUCAGAGUUGGCGGUCGAAAAGGAUUAUCUGCACGAACUCAUAGCUAAUAAUAUAAUUACCACUAAUAUAUUUGAUGAUAAUAUGAUGAAAUUGAUUGAAAAAUGCAAUCGUUUACAAAUAAAAGCCAAUUACGUAUUCAAACGAAACAAAAAGUUUAUGACAACUGAUUUAAAUCAAAUUCAAAAGGCUUUCCACUGUUUUAAUCAAUUAAUGGAUAACUCGGCGGCACUGAAGACAUGCAACGAAAGUGUUGGCAAAAAUAAGUCUCUAUUGAAGUCACAGAUGGAAAACAAUCAACGAGUUUUGGAUUUAUUUGACAAAGAAAUCGCUGAAUUGGAUGAACAAAAUGUUAGACUCAAUAACCGAUUGAUAGCUUUGAUCUCUACUAAUGAUCAACGGGUUUAACCACUAAAUCA